This is a messenger RNA of Amphimedon queenslandica, 1911 nucleotides long. RefSeq names its product cytosolic 10-formyltetrahydrofolate dehydrogenase-like. Bases 43 to 1911 code for a protein of 622 amino acids. The transcript has 16 exons. Gene Ontology annotation, molecular function: oxidoreductase activity. The record is from RefSeq and is a predicted model, not a curated record. NCBI's taxonomy places the organism in Eukaryota, Metazoa, Porifera, Demospongiae, Haplosclerida, Niphatidae. Gene Ontology annotation, biological process: biosynthetic process.
UGAAGGUGUGUCAGAAUUUGGCCCACCCAUACUGCGGAAAACAUGUCUUUUGUUCUGUCUCUUGCUAGAUUCUCUGCUACUGUUGCUGCUAGAUCAUGCCUGCAGUCACCCAGACUCUUUUCAACGAGUCCUUCUCUCGCUAAAGAGCUCCGUAUAGCUAUCAUAGGCCAGUCUGUGUUUGGUCAAGAGGUGUACAGUCUGUUGAGGAGACAGGGAAAGAAUGUUGUUGGUGUGUUUACGGUACCAGACAACAAUUGUAGACCUGACCCACUGGCAGCUCAAGCUGAGAAAGAUGGAACUCCUGUAUUUAAGAUACCAAGAUGGAGAUUGAAAGGUCAAUUACUACCUGAUGUGUAUGAGAAGUAUAAAAGUGUAAAAGCUACUCUUAACGUGCUACCAUUCUGUACUCAGUUCAUACCUAUGGAAGUCAUUGAUGGAGCAGAGGAGGGAUCCAUUAUAUAUCAUCCGUCUAUUCUACCGAAACAUAGAGGAGCAUCAGCUAUUAACUGGACACUAAUGGAAGGUGAUUCUACAGCUGGAUUCACUAUCUUCUGGGCAGACGAUGGCCUUGACACUGGACCAAUCUUACUUCAGAGAUCUUGUACUGUUGAUAUAAAUGAUACGGUAGACACACUGUAUAAUAGGUUCCUUUUUCCUGAAGGCAUUAGAGCCAUGGGUGAAGCAGUUAAACUCAUUGAAGAUGGUAAAGCUCCACGUAUUGUCCAAUGGGAAGGGGGUGCCACGUAUGAUCAAUUGUGGCAGAAAAAGGAUGUUGCCAAGAUUAACUGGAAUACAACAGCACUUGAACUGCAUAAUUUUAUUCGUGGAUCCGACAAAGUCCCUGGUGCAUGGACCAUGAUUGACAAACAAAAAGUGACACUGUAUGGUUCAGUGUUUGUUGAUGACAGAGAGCCAGUUACUGGUAGAGAGAUUGAGAUAGAAGGAUUAGCUCAACCAGCUGUCAUAACACAGAAUGGUUUAGUGAUGUAUGGAUCUGAUGGAAAGAAAAUAAGAGUAACACAACUUCAGUUGGAAGAUGGUCGUAUGAUACCUGCCAAUAAAUGGGGGAGAGAAGAGAAAGUGGAGAAAUUAGAAUUGAGUCCUGAAGAAGAAGCAUUACAAGAGAAAUUGAGGGGUAUAUGGUCUAGUAUACUCAGCCUUUCUAUAGUAGAGGAUCAGACAGAUUUCUUUGCAGCAGGUGCUUCAUCAAUGGAUGUCACAAGGUUAAUUGAAGAAGUAAAAGACCUCUGUGAUGUGUCGAUGGAUAAUGAUAAUGUUUAUAUGAGUCCAAAGUUUACUGAGUUUGUGACUGAAGUUGUAAUUAGGAGCAGAGGAGGUGGCCAAGCGUCUAAGUUUGAGUAUGAGCCAGUAACUAUUGAAGCUAAUGGAAGGACACUACAAUUUCCCAACCAGUUGUUUGUUAAUGGAGAGUUUAUCAACUCAUCAUGGGGAAAGGAUUAUGAUUGUGUUAAUCCUACUGAUGAAACAGUCAUUUGUAAAGUUGAGUCUGCUUCUGUAGAUGAUGUUAACACAGCAGUCAAAGCAGCUAAAUAUGCAUUUGAAGAAGGAGAAUGGGGUAAGAUGAAUGCUCGUGAUAGAGGUGCACUGAUGUACAAAUUAGCUGAUUUAAUGGAAGAGCAUAAAGAAGAAUUGGCCACAUUAGAGAGCUUAGAUUCAGGAGCUGUGUAUACAUUAGCCCUCAAGACUCACAUUGGAUUCUCUAUUGAUAGUCUUCGUUACUUUGCUAGCUGGUGUGACAAGAUUCAGGGUAAAACCAUACCAAUUAAUCAUGCAAGACCUAGCAGGAACCUUUCAAUAUCUAAAAGGGAACCUAUUGGUGUGUGUGGCAUUGUGAUACCUUGGAAUUAUCCUCUUAUGAUUAUUGGGAAGUGGAAACUAGUCCUAAUAUAG